Messenger RNA from Cajanus cajan (pigeon pea), 1146 nucleotides. RefSeq names its product calcium uniporter protein 5, mitochondrial. NCBI's taxonomy places the organism in Eukaryota, Viridiplantae, Streptophyta, Magnoliopsida, Fabales, Fabaceae. Gene Ontology annotation, molecular function: uniporter activity; calcium channel activity. Gene Ontology annotation, cellular component: uniplex complex. The record is from RefSeq and is a predicted model, not a curated record. Gene Ontology annotation, biological process: calcium import into the mitochondrion; mitochondrial calcium ion homeostasis.
GUGGGUUUAUAGCCUCUGUCAUAAGUGAUUAAAUUGAGAAGGAAAGAAAGAAAGAGGCAGGUGAAUGGCAGUUGGGAAAGUAUUCCCAAAACGACUGAUGGAAGGUUUCAAAUCGACGUUGCGGUCUCUGCCAAACACUUCCAAAAGCAGCCUCCGCCGCGAGGCCGAGGGCAGAGGCGUAUACAACUACGCGCAGUCGGAGAUUGUGUCGUUUCCGGGUGGAGAGAAAGUGAAAGGCGGCAACGGAAUUUGUGCCAAGGAUACGAGGAAGAUUCUCAUGGCAUCGCAGGUGGAGAAGCUGAAAGCCAAGCUCAGAGACAUUCCACACACCUCAAUUUCUUACGCUCACUAUUUUCGGAUCUGCCUUCAAUUUUCUCACCACAAUCAACGUCAAGCUGCUGAGUUUGCCAAGAUAUUGGAUCACUCUGGAAACGUCAUCGUCUUCGGUAACGUCGUUUUUCUUCGCCCAGAACAGAUGGCAAAAACAUUGGAGAGCUUGAUAUUGGAAUCAAUAGCCAAUCCAGAGGACCCGAGAAGAAAGGAGCUAGAGAACAUGGAGAGGCAAAAGGCCAUGAUUGACGAAAAAGCAAAGGCCCAGGUCCGCGGCGAGCUUUAUUGUGGGCUGGGCUUCUUGACGGCUCAGACAAUUGGGCUCAUGAGGCUUACUUUCUGGGAGCUAAGCUGGGAUGUGAUGGAGCCCAUAUGCUUUUUUUUGACCUCUUUGUACUUCAGUUUUGCGUACAUUUUCUUCCUUAGAACCUCAACAGAACCCACCUUCCAGGGCUAUUUCCAUACCAGGUUCAAGACCAAGCAACAGCGUCUCAUGAAGAGGUACAACCUUGAUAUUCAAAGGUACAAUGACCUUUGUAAAGCGUGCUAUCCAACUUCUUACGCACGUGCCAAUUCCCAACCUUUUCCACCUUUCAAUCAUGCCUAAGGAAUUGUUCUUGCUGCCAUGCAUCGUUCAAGAAUUAUAUUGCACGACUAUUACAUGAUCAAGAUUCAAGAUACUUCACUACUGUCUACUGAAAUCAAAAAUACUUAUAUAUAUCACUGCACUACUGAAAUUUUAAUUCUAAAGGACACAACUAUUACAAUCAUCGAGUUAAUAUAUAAAAGAUCAUAAAGCGCCUUUGUAGCCUCUAA